Molecule: messenger RNA, 1513 nt
Organism: Ruditapes philippinarum (Manila clam)
Lineage: Eukaryota; Metazoa; Mollusca; Bivalvia; Venerida; Veneridae
Molecular function (GO): catalytic activity
Source: RefSeq, a predicted model, not a curated record
ACCUCCAAAACAAUCUUAUGUUGACUUUUUAAAUAUGUUUGAAACAGUUUUGUCUAAAAUAAGAUCGGACACUGAAUGUUUUUUCUUGGGUGAUCUAAAUAUUGAUUGGUUGGACAAAACUUCUUCUGUAUUUAUGAAAUAUGAAUGUGUUCUUAAAAUCUUUAAUUUAACACAGAUUAUAAAAGAACCUACUAGAAUUACAUUAAAUACAAAAACGUUAAUAGAUCAUAUAUUAUGUAGUCAUUCUGAUAAGGUUUUUCAGUCAGGUACUUUACCUAUUGGUCUUAGCGACCACCUGCCUGUAUAUUGUACAAGAAAAUUACAAAAAGGCACUUUUAAUAAACACAAAAAUAUUAUUAUUAGAUCAAUGAAAAACUACUCUGCUGAAAUUUUUAUACAUAAUCUUAAACUUUGUGACUGGUCGAGUAUGUUUACGGCCAAAUCUGUCGAUGAGUCUUGGCUACUUUUUAAAGAUAUGUUUUUAUCAGUUUUAAAUGUAGUGGCUCCUGUAAAAGAAGUAAGACUUAAACAAAGGAGUGAACCUUGGUUAGACUCUAACAUAUUAGAAUUAAUUAAUAUGAGAGAUUAUUUUUUACAAGAAUUUAGAAAACAUAAUCAGAAAGAUAUGUAUAAUAAAUACUGUCUUUAUAGAAAUUUAAUACAGAGACAUAUAAAAAAAGCUAAGUCUGGAUACAUCUCACAUCAAUUACAAGAAAAUAAAUAUAAUCCAAAGAAAUUGUGGUCUCAAUUAAAAGACCUUGGUUACAGUAAAAAAACCAAAUCUUCACCAAAUAUUGUACUUAACAUAGAUGAUGAAAAUUGUUUUGAACCAACAAAAAUUGCUUGUCAUUUUAAUCAGUUUUUUACUACUGUUGCUUCUGUUUUGGUGGAUAAAUUGCCAAAUCCAUUUAACCUUUUUUCUGUAGAAUCAGACAUCUUUAAAGAAUUCUAUAAGAACAGAAAUCCAGAUGGAAAUAAAUUUCAAUUACAUACUGUUAGUGAAGAAUAUAUAUAUAAAGAGCUUUGUAAAUUAAAUUGUUCUAAAAGCACAGGAUUAGAUGAAAUUCCAGCAAAAUUUCUUAAAGAUGCUGCACCAUUUUUAAAGAUACAUAUUACCUUUUUAGUGAAUAAUUCUAUUACAUCUAAAUCAGUUCCAAAUGAACUGAAAUGUGCUAAAGUCAAACCAUUAUUCAAAAAGAAUAACAGAUCUGAUGUUUCCAACUAUAGACCUGUCAGUAUUUUAUCUAUUGUUUCAAAAAUCUUAGAAAGAACUGUAUAUAAUCAGUUAGAAAUUUUUUUAGUUAAGCAGGGACUAUUAUAUGAAUUACAAAGUGGUUUUAGAUGUAAUUAUUCUACUGACUCCUGCCUAAUCCAUCUCACUGACCAUGUAAAAAGUCAAACUUCCAAAGGACUGCUCACCGGUAUGAUUAUGUUAGAUUUACAAAAGGCGUUUGACACUGUGACCAUGACAUCUUGUGUAGAAAGUUACAAAAAAUGGGUGUGGAGUCAGUAG